Molecule: messenger RNA, 666 nt
Organism: Eucalyptus grandis
Lineage: Eukaryota; Viridiplantae; Streptophyta; Magnoliopsida; Myrtales; Myrtaceae
Product: monooxygenase 2
Exons: 4
Coding region: 1-666 (221 amino acids)
Source: RefSeq, a predicted model, not a curated record
AUGGAAGCAGUUGAGGACAUAGUCAUUGUUGGAGCUGGCAUAGCUGGACUUGCCACAGCUUUAGGACUUCAUAGGCUUGGCAUUAGAAGCUUGGUUCUGGAGUCGUCUGAUGGGUUGAGAACCACGGGGUUCACCCUUAUGACACAGACAAAUGCUUGGCGGGCCUUGGACGUAGUCAGCAUCAGCGAACUGCUCCAGCGACAGCACAGCCAACUUUUUGGACGAGGCCAUGAAAUCCGUUGCGUGCAGAGGAGAACCUUGUUGGAAACUCUAGCGAAUGAACUUCCUAGCAGCACUGUAAGGUAUUCAUCCAAGGUUGUGUCGAUCGAGGAAUCAGGCUACCUUAAGCUGGUCCAUCUUUCUGAUGGGUCAAUUCUCAAGGCGAAGGUGUUAAUUGGAUGUGAUGGAGUGAACUCAGCAGUGGCAAAAUGGCUAGGCUUCAAGAAGCCUUCUUUUGCUGGCCGAUCUGCCAUCAGGGGCUGCGAGUAUUACGAGCAGGGUCACAAUUUCGAGCCUAAAUCCUUUCGCUACUUUGGUGAAGGAGUUAGAUCUGGUGUCAUCCCUUGCAAUGACAAGUCUAUUUAUUGGUUCUUCACUUUUUCUUCUUCCAGCCAGAGUGAGUAUCUGUACUUCCUUCGAUAUGAGUUGGCUUUUGGCAAAUGUUAG